GAACGUUUGCCCGUCAGUGGUACACCUGCAGUGGGAUGGUUUAUGCAUAAAGAGGCCCCGGUGCCUGCAAACAUUUCUUCAAGUUUGUUGAACACCUUAAUUGCCGCCUCAGUCAAGCAUUGAUCAACCUUCCCACACAAACAGAGUGCCCAUCAUGCCGCCACGAGCACGCGGUCCGCAGCGAGGAGCAGACACCAUUCGCAUACUCGUCGCCACAGACAGCCAUGUCGGAUACAACGAACGCGAUGCGGAACGCAAGGACGAUAGCUGGAAAACCUUCCACGAGGUUAUGUGCCUAGCGAAAGAGCAUGAUGUGGACAUGGUCUUGCAUGCUGGUGACCUUUUUCACGAGAAUAAGCCGUCGAGGAAGUCGAUGUACCAGGUCAUGCGGUCGUUGCGCAUGAAUUGUCUCGGAGAGAAGCCAUGCGAGUUGGAAAUGUUGAGCGAUGCAAGCGAGAACUUUGGCGGAAUCUUCGAUCACGUCAACUACGAGGAUGAAGACAUCAACAUCGCGAUACCUGUAUUUGCGAUUCAUGGAAAUCAUGACGAUCCAUCUGGCGAAGGUUCAUACUCUCCGCUCGAUUUGUUGCAGGCAUCCGGUUUCGUCAAUUACUUCGGGCGUACCCCAGAGGUGGACAAGAUUGCGGUCAAGCCGGUACUCUUACAGAAAGGCGGAACGAAGCUUGCACUAUACGGCCUGAGCAAUGUUCGAGAUGAGCGUCUUUUCCACACAUGGCGAGACGGAAACGUCAAGUUCUUCCAACCAGGGACACGGAAGGACGAAUGGUUCAACCUGAUGAGCGUUCACCAGAACCAUCAUGCCCAUACGCCGACUAGCUACCUUCCUGAGAACUUUCUACCAGACUUUAUGGAUCUAGUAGUAUGGGGCCAUGAGCACGAGUGCCUAAUUGACCCUCGGUAUAACCCUGAAAUGGGAUUCCACGUCAUGCAACCUGGAUCGUCAGUUGCUACGUCUCUCAUGCCCGGAGAAGCGGUACCAAAGCACGUUUGUAUCCUAAGCGUUACAGGCAAAGAGUUCACAAGCGAGAACAUUCGCCUGAAAACGGUGCGGCCCUUCAUCAUGAAGGAAAUUGUGCUGGCGGAAGAGAAGGAAAUCAAGGAUAAGGAAAUUUGGCGGAUUACGGAUAACCGUGCAAAGAUUACCCAAUACCUGAAUAAGGUCAUCGAAAAUCUGAUAGAAGAAGCCAAGCGAGACUGGCUCGAUCUCCAGGUUGAUCGAGAAGAGGGGGAUGACAUUGAGGUUCCAAAGCCUCUUGUUCGCCUACGCGUUGAAUACACAGCUCCUCAGCCGGGUGAGUUUCAUUGCGAGAAUCCUCAGCGCAUCUCAAAUCGCUUCAUGGGCAAGGUCGCAAAUGUCAAUGAUGUGGUGCAAUUCCACCGAAAGAAGAAACCAGUGAAUCGAGCUCUGAAGAACAACGCCGAAAUGCCGGAUGAGCAAGUGCUGGCCGACUUGUCGAUCGAUUCUGUGAAGGUGGAUAAGCUAGUCAAGGAGUUCCUCACCGCACAGACUUUGACGAUUUUGCCACAAAACUCAUUCGGAGACGCUGUAACCCAAUUCGUAGACAAGGAUGACAAACACGCCAUGGAGACGUUCGUCAGCGAUAGUCUGACCAGCCAGCUGAAGCACUUGAUGGAUGCCAACGACGUCGACGAGGCUAAGAUAAUAGAUGAGAUGGAUCAGUACCGAUCAAAACUAGAGGAUUUGUUCGCCUCUGGACAGCUCAAGAAGACUCGCAAAGCGAAGAUCAAACCUAAGCCAAGUGGCUGGGAUAGCGAUUUCGAUGGUCCUUGGGCUGAGCAGCCUGCUGCUCUGGUUCGUUCUGACAAUGAAGGAGAGAAGGAUGAUGGCGAAAGCCUAGGUUCUAUACCAACGAAGAAGCCUGCUGCACGUGGUCGUGGUAAAGCAGCUGGUACCACCCGUCAACCGGCUGCAGCCACCAAAAAAACCGCUCCAGCGGCCAAAGGCGGUCGCGGAAAGAAGAAGGUGAUUGAGGAAGAGGAGGAUGACGACGAUGAGGACGGCGACAUAGUCAUGAUCAGCGAUGAUGAUGACGAGAGCGCAGAAGAUCUUUUCGUUGGAGCGAAAAAGAAGGCUCCCGCAAAAAAGACUACUGCGAAAGCACCAGCAGCACGAGCAAAGUCACCAGUGAAGAAGGCAGCUACCACGCGAGCAAAGGCGCCAGCUAUGUCCAAACAAUCGACCUUGAAUUUCUCACAAACAACUACGCCGCGCAGUCAGCCCACGCGAGCCGUACCAUCGCGCGGAAGGAAGGUUAUUGAGCCUAGCGACGAUGAGAUCUCCGAUGAUGAUGAGGCCGCGUUUGACCCGCCGACUACUCGAAGCACGCGCAGGAAUCCGCUGUUCGAUUGGCCUCUGAUACCGACGCUUGAUCGAAACGACGGCUCGUUGCCUACGCUGCCUACUUGGGGUGACGGACCACCCGCGAUGUCUCUCGCAUACAAGGUCGAGGAGCUGCUCGCACUCCGCGACUCGGUCUCGGAAUCAGCUGUAUCGAUUGACAGAUUCGCCAGCGAGGAUGUGAUCAAAGAACACGUUCUUCGCCCUUCCGCAUCGGCAUCCGCAAAUUUGGCUAGUAGAUCUUCCAAUAGAAGUCUACGACCCUCCGACGUGCCGGCGUUUGCUCCCGCCGCAUCCCAAAAGAGGCCAUCGCCUUCCCCUUCGGUCAAGCGUGGCAAGGCUGAGAAGCUUCUCAAAGAACACGGCAGUCCACCGGGCAUGCGAGUAACUGCAGGUGGUCGAAUUGUACCCAGCGAUCUCGCGCCAUUAGGCACCUCCCGCUUUGGUGACAACACCUACAAGCCGCAAGCUUUGCGUGUCGCUCCGGGCAACGUCAUGUCCGCGCAACCCAAUUCCAACAUCAACAACACUGCUCGAAUUGAGGUCGUUGGCGGUCAACCCGUUGUCUUCGUCGGCGACAGGAUGUUUGCGCUUCCCGCCGUCAAUACACCCAAUUCCGCGAUGCCCUCGGGUGGUGCAUCAGCAAUGGAACAACCGACGGCAAAACACGCUUCGGACCCAACUCUUCUGAUAAGUCAUGGAGCCCUCUCUGGUGCAGCCUUUGGCCCACCGCGUGCCAACACUCAGACACCAUUCGCAGGCUUGGAUCUCCCAACCCUCAAAGCCCAGCAGGCACUCAAAAAGCAGGAGCUCCGAACCGUGGAGCAGACCGAAGUGCUGCAAGCCAAUCACCAGGGCGAGGCAUGGCGGGCAAGCAUGAUCGAAAAGAAGCGGUGCUUGAUUGUCGAACUCGAUGCGCUCCGAAAGCAGAUUACGGCCCUCGAAACCGACGUUACUACCUCUGUUCAGCCGAACUCAUUCGGUCCAAUUGGUACAGUCGCAGGUUCAGCACCGGUGUCUUCGCCCUUCCCUCCGUUCCAGCAGCCACUUACUCAGGGCAUGUACGCCUUCCCUGCCGCAAAUCCAUACGCGCCUAUGGCAAUGUACCAGCCGCCGUUUGGUGUGUUCCCUGGGUUUCCCACCACAGAACCGACGCCUUUUGUUCCAACUCCGACGACCGCCCCUCAUUCCCCAGGAUCAGGGAGCCGUCGAUCUCAUGCCGUCCAGAUCAAGCCGCCUCACAUAGAGACCAAGAAGCAAGCCAUAUCUGCUUUGGAUCCAAAGAGUCCCACCUACGAACCAGCGUUCAAGUCGAACUCUGUUCAUGAUGUUGCUCCACCCACACCUUCGCCGCCGAAGCGGUCACCAUGGCGUGUGGAACAGACGUCAAAGCCGGACAAGCACGAACGUCGAACCCUAUCCCAGAAGUAUAGCCUGUCAAGCAUCGAUACAACAGACUUCUUUCCUACGAACACACAUGAACACUCAUCUACCCGAGUCGCCCCGCAGUCCAACGAAGCCGAACCGCCCUCCAACGAGAAUACGGCUAUCCCGUCUACACCAGAGAAGCAUUGGCCUGCCAGUCCGUGGAAUGAGGUUCAUUCAGGUCGUUCGAAGAACAACGAACCGGUGUCCAAAAUUACUUCAUGGCCUGAGACUUUCGGUAAACAGCCUUCUCUUUCGUCUUUGCUGCAAGGGGCAGCGCGCCAACCCCCCGCUGCUACCUUCGAGCAAGGUCCUGCCAUGGGUGCCAAAGCCUCGAAUUCAGCCUCGAGUAAGAGUGGCUUUCUGCGAACAGACUCGAACCAACGCACUAGCGCGGAAGAGAAGUGGCCUUUCUCCAGCAAGGCCGUGACGCAUGUCCCAUCUACGUACCAAGAGGGCUACCAGGCCGGCUACGACCAUGUUGGUAUUCCCGACAGCCCCGAAGUUCUGCAAGGGUAUAUACAGGGUCUCCUGCACUUCCUGUCGGAUGAAUCUAAGAAGUGCCAAGCUGAGUCUUCUGCUCGCGAUGUGUACGCACGAGGCAUGGACUCUCACACUCCUUCGCUCCGGGGCCUCGUUGCUGGGUCUAUGCCUCACGAUUCCGCGGUCAGCAUGACGUUUGGUCGCAAUAUUACCCAAAGAGGAAGCCAGGAAAACAUCCGGAUGGCGAAUGGCAACCCGACGGCAAAUAACCGUCGGGCUCCUGUGUACAGUCCACGCGAAGGUUCUAAGGAUGCCCCAGUUUCGUAUAUGCUCUGCAACGAAGCUAUGCAUGACCCACGCCAGCGCAAUGCCUCGAGCAUGGGGGAGUUUCUCAACCCCGCUGGGAUGUUCCAAGACAGAUUCGCGUCUGAGCAACGGCUCGUUGCAGUUCCAUGUACCGAGAAUGACAUGGGCAUGAGGAUGCAGGACAAAGGUAAUCCAUCCCCCACAGACUCUUUCUCGGGCGGUGGAGCCUCACGACAGACUUUUGGACACCAACUCCAGAACCGUGGCUAUUCCACUCCAUUGUCCAUGCAGCGCUUCUACCCGACUCCCAAAGAGAUGGGGUCUAGCGGGUUCCGAGCAGACAACGCGCCCGCUAUCCGGGUCUUCGCUGACCAUCGCUUGUCAGGACUGGAUGGUGCUAUGGAUGAUCUGGCAGAGAUGACCAACGAUACGCAUAUCGAGGACAGUCAUUCUUCCACGGGCAAUCGGUCUACCGAGGCUCCUAUCCCAGUGGAGACGGAGGAAGUCACGGCUUCCUGCUUCAAGCCAUCAAGCAGCAAAGGCAAGCAGAAGGCUACGGCUGGUGGAGGUGACACGACAGUAUCUUCGCCCCUCAAGCCACCGAGUUCGCCAAAGAAGUCCGGGGAGCACUCCCCUGCCAAAGCAAAGCUUGAACAGGUGACCAACAAGUUUAGACGUGUCAAGAAAGACGACCCUCGCGCCAUGUCGCCCGAGGACCGAGUGAAGCGAUCGGAGAAGUGGCGACAGCGCUUCCAUCAACUCAAGCAGACGGAGAUGAAGGAAAUCGAGGCGCACCGUAGGAACACUGGGACCUGAUCAUGGACAUGGUUUGGUAUGACGUUUUUUUCGUCGGCCAUGUCGGGACGACUCGUUGGAUAGACCAGUCGACCUUUUCAACCUCGCCUAUCUCAACAUGCUCUUCUGGCUUUUUUCCCCUCUCGCUGUCUCAUUGACGUCGUCGGUUCUGUUUCUGGCGAAGACGACGUUUACCAGGUAUAGGAUUAUAUGGACAUGUUUCUUGGCAAUGUCGUCUGGGCCAGGGCAUGGAGAUUAUCGCUUUACAGCCUAACAGCAACAUGAUACAACGAGUCUACAAGCAGCUGUCUUCGGGUUCUUUUCUCUUUUUCACGACAUAUCUUUGAGUAGGGGUGGAUUGGCGGAAAGGACAAGGAGGGUGCGUUGUCAAGGCGAGGACGGGAUCUUGUCUCCUUUCAGUCGGCAUGUUACUCACGUC
Cucurbitaria berberidis CBS 394.84 is the source of this 5828-nucleotide messenger RNA. RefSeq lists its product as uncharacterized. Gene Ontology annotation, biological process: double-strand break repair via nonhomologous end joining; mitochondrial double-strand break repair via homologous recombination; telomere maintenance. Gene Ontology annotation, cellular component: nucleus; Mre11 complex. The transcript has 6 exons. Gene Ontology annotation, molecular function: manganese ion binding; 3'-5'-DNA exonuclease activity; DNA endonuclease activity. Lineage: Eukaryota; Fungi; Ascomycota; Dothideomycetes; Pleosporales; Cucurbitariaceae. The coding region runs from base 155 to 5410 and encodes 1751 amino acids. The record is from RefSeq and is a predicted model, not a curated record.